GACAGCUGGCGCCGCGCAGUCGUGCUCCGCCGGGCGCACGGACGCACCGGCGAGCCGACGCUGGAGGCACGGGGCGCAGGCGCUGGGCCGGCGGGCAAAGAGCCGGAGCAAGAGCCGCGCGCGGGGAGUGGGCGCCAGCGGCCGCCAGUCUCCCGAGUGGCGCCCUCCUCCCGCCGGUGCCAGAGCGGGGCCAUGGGGGGCAGCAUGCCCGCGCGCGCCGCCUGAGGACGUCGUCGCCCUAGCCCCCGCUAUGGGCGCCCCGGCUCGCGCCCUCGCGUUCUGCGUGGCGCUGGCGGUCGUGACCGGCGCCGCCUCGGGGCCCCCAGGCAUGGAGCAGCGCGUCGUGCGGAGAGCGGCAGAGGCCCUGGGACCUGAGCCCGGCCAGCAGGAGCAGCUGGUCUUUGGCAGCGGGGACACCGUGGAGCUGAGCUGCCAUGCGCCUGCCGGUGGUCCCACGGGGCCCAGCGUCUGGGUCAAGGACGGUGUGGGGCUAGUGCCCUCCGACCGCAUCCUGGUGGGGCCUCAGCGGCUGCAGGUGCUCAACGCCUCCCACGAGGACGCGGGGGCCUACAGCUGCCGGCAGCGGCUCACUCAGCGCGUGCUGUGUUACUUCAGUGUGCGCGUGACCGAUGCUCCAUCCUCCGGAGAUGAUGAGGAUGAGGAGGACGAGGCUGAGGGCACAGGGGCCCCUUACUGGACGCGGCCUGAGCGCAUGGACAAGAAGCUGCUGGCGGUGCCGGCCGCCAACACCGUGCGCUUCCGGUGCCCGGCCGCCGGCAACCCCACGCCGUCCAUCUCCUGGCUGAAGAACGGCAAGGAGUUCCGAGGCGAGCACCGCAUCGGGGGCAUCAAGCUGAGGCACCAGCAGUGGAGCCUGGUCAUGGAGAGCGUGGUGCCCUCGGACCGCGGGAACUACACGUGUGUCGUGCAGAACAAGUUCGGCAGCAUCCGGCAGACCUACACCCUGGAUGUGCUGGAGCGCUCUCCGCACCGGCCCAUCCUUCAGGCAGGGCUGCCUGCCAACCAGACGGCCGUGCUGGGCAGCGACGUGGAGUUCCACUGCAAGGUGUACAGUGACGCGCAGCCCCACAUCCAGUGGCUCAAGCACGUGGAGGUGAACGGCAGCAAAGUGGGGCCUGACGGCACCCCCUACGUCACCGUCCUCAAGUCCUGGAUCAGUGAGAGUGUGGAGGCCGACGCACGCCUCCGCCUGGCCAAUGUGUCCGAGCGUGACGGGGGCGAGUACCUCUGUCGAGCCUCCAAUUUCAUAGGCGUGGCUGAGAAGGCCUUUUGGCUGCGUGUUCACGGGCCCCAAGCAGCUGAGGAGGAGCUGGUGGAGGCCGGCGAGGCCGGCAGCGUGUACGCGGGCGUCCUCAGCUACGGGGUGGGCUUCCUCCUCUUCAUCCUCGUGGUGGGGGCCGUGGCACUGUGCCGCCUGCGCACGCCCCCGAAGAAGGGCCUGGGCUCGCCCACUGUGCACAAGGUCUCCCGCUUCCCGCUCAAGCGACAGGUGUCCUUGGAAUCCAACUCGUCCAUGAACUCCAACACGCCGCUGGUGCGCAUCGCCCGGCUGUCUUCUGGGGAGGGCCCUGCGCUGGCCAACGUCUCCGAGCUGGAGUUGCCCGCCGACCCCAAGUGGGAGCUGUCCAGGGCCCGGCUGACCCUGGGCAAGCCUCUCGGGGAGGGCUGCUUCGGCCAGGUGGUCAUGGCAGAGGCCGUCGGCAUCGACAAGGACCGGGCCGCGAAGCCUGUUACUGUGGCCGUGAAGAUGCUCAAAGACGAUGCCACAGACAAGGAUCUCUCGGACCUGGUGUCUGAGAUGGAGAUGAUGAAGAUGAUCGGCAGGCACAAGAACAUCAUCAACCUGCUGGGGGCGUGCACUCAGGGCGGGCCCCUGUACGUGCUGGUGGAGUACGCGGCCAAGGGCAACCUGAGGGAGUAUCUGCGGGCCCGGCGGCCCCCAGGCAUGGACUACUCUUUUGACACUUGCAAGCUGCCCGAGGAGCAGCUCACCUGCAAGGACCUGGUGUCCUGCGCCUACCAGGUGGCGCGGGGCAUGGAGUACCUGGCCUCACAGAAGUGCAUCCACAGGGACCUGGCUGCCCGCAACGUGCUGGUGACCGAGGACAACGUGAUGAAGAUCGCGGACUUCGGCCUGGCCCGUGACGUGCACAACCUUGACUACUACAAAAAGACCACCAAUGGCCGGCUGCCCGUGAAGUGGAUGGCGCCCGAGGCCUUGUUUGACCGAGUCUACACCCACCAGAGUGACGUCUGGUCCUUUGGGGUCCUGCUCUGGGAGAUCUUCACCCUGGGGGGCUCACCGUACCCCGGCAUCCCCGUGGAGGAGCUCUUCAAGCUGCUGAAGGAAGGUCACCGCAUGGACAAGCCGGCCAACUGCACACACGACCUGUACAUGAUCAUGCGGGAAUGUUGGCAUGCAGUGCCCUCCCAGAGGCCCACCUUCAAGCAGCUGGUGGAGGACCUGGACCGCAUCCUCACUGUGACGUCCACGGAUGAGUACCUGGACCUGUCCGUGCCUUUCGAGCAGUACUCACCAGGCGGCCAGGACACCCCCAGCUCCAGCUCCUCGGGGGACGACUCUGUGUUUGCCCAUGACCUGCUGCCUCCAGCCCCACCUGGCAGUGGGGGCCCGCGGACGUGAAGGGCCACCGGCCUGCAGGCCGAGCCCCCACCAAUGUGAGAGCGGAUGCCAGCUCCCUCCCGCCCCCGCCGUGCUGCUGGUGGAGUGCUGUUGACCACUGGGGCCCCCUGGCCCGGGUCUGAGUCCUGGGACAGACGGACAGACGGACAAGACAGCUCUGUGCGUGUGUGUGUGUGUGUGUGCGCGUGUGCACACGCGCCUGUGUGUGGGUGUGAGUGAGUCUUGGGGCCCCGGCACGGGGAUCCCCGGGGUGCCCGCCCUGCUGUACAAUGACCUCCUGGCCAGCGGCGCAGCAGCACCAGGGGGACGAAUGUAGAAUGUAAAGGGGUUCCUUCUGGGGCCCCUGCCCCAGGCUCCCCUCCCCCCACCGGCUGCCUCCCAGGGAGCCCCGGGGGUAUGGCCUGGCUCUGGCAUGCAGUGUAGGGUCUUGGGCUGAGCCUGCGGGGUCGCCCCUCUGUGGCAGGCCCCCCACCCACGCGACACCUUGUGCCUGGGGGUGAGUGUGAGCACGCAGCCCCCCACCUCCAGCCUUCCCCACGUCCCACCCUGCUCCUUGGAGACGGAAUUACGGGUACCUGAAGGCAGGAGCCUUUAACUUCUCUCCGAGAGGUUCAUUCCAGAAAUGAGUGUACAUUUAUAUAAAUAGGAGCUGUGUGUAGGAUACACACAUAUAUAUAUAUAAAUACCUAUACGGAAGAAGGGCUGGUGUCACAGGCACGGGACCCCGGGGGCCCAGGGAGCCCCCCGAGGGAUUUGCUGUGGAGACGAGCACAAACACCAGCAGAUGAUGGAGGGGCUUUUCUGGCAGUUUUGUUUUAAAAAUUGUACCUGGACCUGUAUAUUUGUAAAGCUAUUUAUCAACCCCCAGAACCCCUGUCCCUGUCUCGCCACCGGCCCCCCCACGUUCAUAGUGUUGAGACAGCCGCGUGGCAGAGAGGUUUCAGUUUUAACUUAUUAACAGCUGAGAAGGGUCCUGCUUCGUUUAGAGGCCCUGCGGGGGACGUGCAUCGUGCUGGGCAGCACCCCAAAGCCCAGCCCGUUCCCUGGCGCCCUUAAGGGCCAUUCAUAGUUUGAGGUGAUUCUAGUGAGGAUGUUUUAUUUCCUUUGGCCUUCUUUUGCAGGGGAAUUAGAUUUCUAUAGGGUUUUUCUUUAGGAAAUUUAUUUUUGGGGACUUCAAGGCAAGCUGGUAUUUUCCUCCAAGUUCUAAUUGCCAUGUGUUCUGGGUGGGGAGGCAGCUUCCAGUGGGGGCCAACCCUGCACGCAGGCUCAGAUGUUAUUAGAUGUUACAAGUUUAUAUAUAUCUAUAUAUAUAAUUUAUUGAGUUUUUACAAGAUGUAUUUGCUGUAGAUUUAACACUUAUUACGCAAUGCUUCUAGACUUUUAUAGCCUGGACUGCCACCUUUCAAAGCUUGGGAGAGAAAGCCGUGAAUUCAGUUUUGUUCCUUUUUGUACUGUUAAUGGCCCGCGUUUGGGGGGCUGUUUUUUGCUCAUCAGCUGGCCAGCCGGGCAGUUGUUCAGGGUGGUCUUUGUUCUCAGCGGCCCCCCCACCCGCCUUACGGGGGCCAAAGGUGGCGGCCCAAACUGGCAGACAUGCUUUCCAAAAAAUAAAGAGAGACGACUGG
This is a messenger RNA of Callorhinus ursinus (northern fur seal), 4287 nucleotides long. It is a transcript of the gene FGFR3, whose product is annotated as fibroblast growth factor receptor 3. Lineage: Eukaryota; Metazoa; Chordata; Mammalia; Carnivora; Otariidae. Gene Ontology annotation, molecular function: fibroblast growth factor binding; ATP binding; fibroblast growth factor receptor activity. The record is from RefSeq and is a predicted model, not a curated record. Gene Ontology annotation, cellular component: signaling receptor complex; plasma membrane. Gene Ontology annotation, biological process: positive regulation of MAPK cascade; multicellular organism development; fibroblast growth factor receptor signaling pathway.